AUGCGCUUCACUAUUGCUGUUGUUAGUGCCGUUGUAGCGACUGCUGCUGUUGCGUCACCCAUCACAUCGCUGUCUACGCCUUUGUCACGGAGAAAGGGCCCUCCAGGGCCUAUGGGCACAGGGGCUGGCGUUGCUGGGGCUGGAUCCUGUCCGAUGAACUGCUGGAACGAAGCUGCGGUAGUAGCAGGCUGCGACCCUAACGCAGACGACGACUGUUUAUGUGGACCAUUCUUCGAUGCUGUAACAUCAUGUUCAGCGGCGACAUGUAAUAUGGGAGAGAACCUGGCUGCGUUGGAUUUCUUGAACCCUGCUUGCGAGUAA
This is a messenger RNA of Alternaria atra, 321 nucleotides long. RefSeq lists its product as uncharacterized. Lineage: Eukaryota; Fungi; Ascomycota; Dothideomycetes; Pleosporales; Pleosporaceae. The transcript is spliced from 3 exons. Bases 1 to 321 code for a protein of 106 amino acids. The record is from RefSeq and is a predicted model, not a curated record.